UAGACCAUGCGAACUAAAUUUGUGAUCGCAGAAAAUCAAGAUGUUAGAUUGAUUCCGAAGAUCUCUGCGUCGCAAAGGGAAAGUUUUCGUCUCUCGAGUUUGGAGCCGAGGGCCCGUGGGGCAACAUGGCCGAAGGCGGGGCCAGCCAAGGUGUGGAGGAGCGGGGGCAGCUGCCCGAGCCGGAGGAGACCCGGCUCCUGCGUGGAACCGGCCACUGCAAGUGGUUCAACGUGCGCAUGGGCUUCGGUUUCAUCUCCAUGAUCAGCCGAGAGGGGAGCCCCCUGGAUAUCCCGGUGGAUGUCUUUGUGCACCAAAGCAAACUCUUCAUGGAAGGAUUUAGAAGCUUGAAAGAAGGAGAGCCAGUGGAAUUUACAUUUAAGCAAUCUUCCAAAGGCCUUGAAUCAGUGCGGGUAACGGGACCUGGUGGGAGCCCUUGCUUAGGCAGCGAAAGAAGACCCAAAGGGAAGACACUACAGAAAAGAAAGCCCAAGGGAGAUAGGUGGAGACGGCAGGAUUUACUGAUGGAUCAGAUGUGGACUGUGAGAGAAGAAGAGUCCAGGAUGACUCCAAGAUGCUACAAUUGUGGUGGUCUUGACCAUCACGCCAAGGAAUGCAGUCUACCUCCUCAGCCAAAGAAGUGCCAUUCCUGCCAGAGCAUCACGCACAUGGUGGCAGACUGUCCGCACAGACCUGCGCAGCUGCCCGCCAGCUCUCAGGGAAGACAGGAAGCAGAGCUGCAGCCACACGCUUCAGCUGCCCCCAGAGAAGGGGGUGCAGGGCGCGGCAGUGUGUCCCCACCAUUUCCUCAGGAGGCCAGGGCAGAGCCGCCAGAAGAGCAGAACAAGAAGGGGCCUUCCGUCCAGAAGCGGAAGAAGACAUAGUACUUGUCAACGUCUCAUUCUCUCCCCGGCUGGGAAGUCUACCUCAUGCAAGUACAGGGGACAGUGUCCACAGAGAGCAGCUGACCUGGGCUUUAACUACUGUUAAAGAACUGUGAAUUUUUCUUAUCAGACAAAUCUCUAAGCAAAUUACAUUUGAGCAGGGUGUGAUGUUUUAUGUAACCCGGAGAAUGAGAUGCUACGUACACAUGGAUACAUGGAUGUGUAGCAGGUGGAAAGACUGAGAGAGAGAGAGAGAGAGAGAGAGUGUGUGUGUGGAAUGCCCACAUGUAUACAAAGAGGGUCUGUCUUUAUAUGUGUGUGCAUUGAGAUAAAAAAAAGCACACACCUU
Jaculus jaculus (lesser Egyptian jerboa) is the source of this 1230-nucleotide messenger RNA. RefSeq names its product lin-28 homolog B (gene Lin28b). The record is from RefSeq and is a predicted model, not a curated record. Lineage: Eukaryota; Metazoa; Chordata; Mammalia; Rodentia; Dipodidae. The transcript has 5 exons. Bases 126 to 881 code for a protein of 251 amino acids. Gene Ontology annotation, molecular function: zinc ion binding; nucleic acid binding.